Messenger RNA from Microtus oregoni (creeping vole), 932 nucleotides. It is a transcript of the gene Smim24, whose product is annotated as small integral membrane protein 24. The transcript has 4 exons. The record is from RefSeq and is a predicted model, not a curated record. Bases 58 to 423 code for a protein of 121 amino acids. NCBI's taxonomy places the organism in Eukaryota, Metazoa, Chordata, Mammalia, Rodentia, Cricetidae.
CGGGCCUCUGGUCGUUCACACCCGCAGCUGGACGCCGACCUGUUCUCAGCAUUGGCCAUGGACACCAUGGGCAGGCUACUCCUCCUGGCCGCACUGCUCCUGGCACCUGCCGAGGCCCAGCAGGCCACAGAGCGCCGCCUGAAACCCUGGCUGGUGGGCCUGACCGCAGUUGUAGGCUUCCUGUUCAUAGUCUUUGUCCUCAUGCUGGUCAACCGUGUCUGGUGCUCUAAACCCAGGCCAGAUGAUGAAGAGGUGAGAGUCAGAAUGGAGUCCACUGAGAAUGAGUACACGGAGCCAAGUAGAAUAAACAAGAAGAAGCAGAAAAAGCAGGUGGACAAGAAGGGUGGUCACAGCAACGAGGGCUUGGAGCUGGAGGAGAAGGAAUCCUCAGAUGACGAGAGAAGCAAGAAAACAGUCUUGUGAAGUCUCCUGCAGCCUGCGGGAGCUCCUGCAAACCACAGUCGCAGCCACCACGAGAAUCCAGACUAGUAUCGCCUGGAUCUCAAAACUGUCUUCAAACAAGGAAGCCAGCCCUGCCGGCCAGGUGUCCAUCUGUCACCCAACCCCGUGCACACCCUCACUGUCAGCCUGUGCCCUCUCCCUCACCUCUGCUCUCCAGCCCUCAGCCAUUCUCUGCCACAGCUAUGCCCCACUGUACCCUUCCUCUUUUCCGAUGGCCCUGAGCCCCUGAGCCCCUGUGCAGAGCUCCCAGAAGGCCUUGAGCCCUCUAGUGGAAUUUGUGUUUGGGAGGGAUGCCCUGUGGCCCGCACUUUCUCAGCCAGGGUCUCUCUUCUCUGGACUGUUCUCCCAUGGUCAUCUGGUUCUUGCUGAGGACAGUUUUCCAAGGGGGCUUUUGCUUCAUGUCAUCAGGGGAGGUGUUUUCGGGGGGAUACUUCCUUCCAGCCCCUUCACUUAAUAAAAACCCUACUGUU